Messenger RNA from Thermothielavioides terrestris NRRL 8126, 768 nucleotides. RefSeq lists its product as uncharacterized. The record is from RefSeq and is a predicted model, not a curated record. Bases 1 to 768 code for a protein of 255 amino acids. Lineage: Eukaryota; Fungi; Ascomycota; Sordariomycetes; Sordariales; Chaetomiaceae. The transcript has 6 exons.
AUGAGGGGCACCAGCGUGCUACCGCGCCUCCGGUCUGGGAACCCAACUCACAGUGACAAGUAUGAGAAAGACCACGGAGAAUAUGUGGAAGAGGCCGAGAGACGAAUUGACGCGGUGCCGAGGCGAAUUGGCCUUGCGGCGCCCAGCAGCUGCAGCUGGCCGCGGCGCGUCGCAGCGGGGCUGCGGAGCGAGCUGCCGCGACAGAAAAUAAAGCCGGCGGAACGUGCGGUCCUAGCUCGGCCGCGCAUAUGCACCUGCGACUGUUUUCUUGCGUUUUGUUUUGGAGCCGAAGUGCAGCGGCCGAGUUCGAAUCGCCGGUCGCUGGCCAAUUCUCUGAUUGUCACGCGUCUAUCGUCCGAGGAGAUGGUAUCCACGGUCUGGGAGUUGCCAGAUCAGGUCACCGCGCAAGAAGGCCGAACGCCAUCGAAUUCGAUGUUCGGGAACAGCGGUCUGGUGAAGAACGCGCUCCACUGCGAUGGGGAAUCUGAAGGAACGCGCAACCCCUCGUUCUCCAUACGGAAUAUUCCUGUGGGAUGGAACCACUGCGACCCGAGCAAGGGGCCACAGAUCGGCGCCAAGAAACCUGGGGUCCAACAAAACUUGGAAGCUACGGAUACCGUCACCACUCCAGAAUACGCGAUUGGUGUUUCCAAGGAAACACCAAGCGAGUGGGAGUUUGCAAACGAAGCCAUCGAGAUACUGGUACUGAGGACUGUGUACGAGCUCGCCCCCCUGAAGUGGAUAGCGACGGUCGUAUGGUGCAACUAA